AUGAUCAUCACGUGGCACGUUGACGCAAGCCGCGUUGUCUUUACUCUUAUCGACAACAGCAAAUUAGCCAAUCAGAUUGCGACAUCACUUCCAAUUGUUGGAAAAAGUGCCUUUUUUGGUUCAAAUAGGUAUAGGAGCUAUGGUCGUGUUGAAGAGUUUGACAGUGGGGUCUGGAGAACAAUUUGCGAUGAUACGUGGGAUACAAAUGAUGCAAGUGUGGCAUAUAAGCAGUUUGGCUUCACUGGAGCUUCCUCUGCUAGCACUAGUGCAGCACAUGGUCAGGGAUCGAGUCCUAUAGGGAGAGAUCACAUGAAAUGCGUCGGAUGA
Molecule: messenger RNA, 327 nt
Organism: Pocillopora meandrina
Lineage: Eukaryota; Metazoa; Cnidaria; Anthozoa; Scleractinia; Pocilloporidae
Source: the annotation of a GenBank genome assembly